AUGGCCACGAUCGACCUCCCUCCUGAUCCCUACCAAGCCCUGGGCGUGUCCAAGGAUGCCAACGUACAGGAGAUUAGGUUGGCAUACCGGAAGCUGGCCGUCAGGUGCCAUCCAGACAAGUUUCACGACCCCCAGAUCAAGGCUCAGAAGCAGGAUGAGUUCCACAGAGUCCAGAUGGCGUACGAGCUGCUCUCCGAUGAUCGCGAGCGAGAAAAGUACGACAACCUUGUCCGCCUAGCCGAGGUGAGAGGACAGCGCGCAGGACAUGCCGGAGCGACAGGGCAAACUGGUUCUAGAACUCGGAAGGUGUGGGACGACGUUGGCAAAGGGUCGCGCUCCGAGUCGCGUCGCUCCGAGAUGGACAGGCUGGCUGAGCAUUACGCACGGCAACGCGUCUCCAGGUCGAGGGCGAAAGCCACGGACGAGCCGUCACUUGUCAGCCAGGCUUCGGCUGGCGCGGCGGAGCGCUCGCCGCCCCGGCCUGCUGCCAGCCCGGCCGAAGGAGGUCAGCCGGGUGCCCGCGGCCAUUCGCGCGCGCGCUCGGACGAGGGGGGCUACAACCAGCAGUCGUCGAGCGAGUUGUUCAACAAGCGCAAAUCGGAUCGAAGAAGAUCCGGUGGCGCCUCGCCUCCGUCCUCGUUCCGCCAGCCGCGGGUCGUCUCUUCCUCCCCGGUGAAGGGCGAGUCGACAGGAAGCCGCUGGAACCGUUUCCGCCGAUCGUCCGCCCCGUCCAAGCCGCGUGGCACCGCAUCGCGGGCGGGCUCGCACGGCUCCCCCACGUCUAUGCGGAGCGUCGGCUCACAGAUUUCGCAGGAGGACAUGGACAAGUUCGACUACGUCCUGCAGGCCAUGGAAGACCUACUCGAUAAGCACAUCAAGAGACUCCGCGGUCGGUUUCUGCGGAACCUGGCCAGGUCGGCCAAAUCGCACAAGAAUCAGUGCAGGGAGGCCCUGACCUCGCUCCAGGCGACGGUCCUGGAGCAAUAUGAGCACAACGGCACCGGGCGCGCUGAUGCUGCGGAUGCCGAGGGCGAUGACAAUGCCCGUUAUCGACUCCUCCUGGACCUCUUUGACGAGUUGCGGCUGGAGCUGGCCGACUUUAGCCAGCACGACCUGUCGAAGCCGGGGGCGGACUCGUACUGCGCUCUCUUUUGCGGCAGGAUCAAGUUCUUCGCAUCGCGCCUAAGUCUUUACGGGGUCAAGGCGAGCAAGCGCGAGGAGACGACACGGCAUGGCGAUGCCGAAGCCGAGUCAAUGGGCGUCAAUGGCCCCAGCGCUUGUUAG
This is a messenger RNA of Purpureocillium takamizusanense, 1284 nucleotides long. RefSeq lists its product as uncharacterized. Lineage: Eukaryota; Fungi; Ascomycota; Sordariomycetes; Hypocreales; Ophiocordycipitaceae. The coding region runs from base 1 to 1284 and encodes 427 amino acids. The transcript is spliced from 2 exons. The record is from RefSeq and is a predicted model, not a curated record.